GAUGGCGAUGUAGAAUGGGACGUGAGCGAGUUAAAAUCAGGCGGGUCCAGUUCGGUGGAAGGAAAUUUGGAUCUGCUGAUUAAUUGUUCAUCAUAUCUGGUGAUCGAGAUGGCUCUAAAUGUCUUUGAUCAUGACGAGUACAGGCCACCGGUGUGGAAAUCAUACUUGUACCAGCUCCAGCAGGAGGCGCCUCACCCACGCAGAGUCACUUGCACCUGUGAGGUGGAAAGUCGACCGAAAUACUAUGGAAGAGAGUUCCACGGAAAGAUCUCGAGGGAAGAGGCCGACCAGUUACUGAGUCAGGCCGAAGGCAGCUACCUCAUCAGAGAAAGUCAGAGACAACCGGGCACAUACACUCUGGCUUUAAGGUUUGGGAAUCAGACAAGAAACUUCCGCCUCUAUCACGACGGAAAACACUUUGUUGGAGAGAAGAGGUUCGAGUCCAUCCAUGACCUGGUGACAGACGGCCUCAUCACACUCUACAUUGAGACCAAGGCAGCGGAGUACAUCGCUAAGAUGACUAUAAACCCAAUUUACGAGCAUGUGGGCUACACCACUCUCAACCAGGAGCCAACUUUGAAGAAGCACCUGCCACGCAGCCCGGAGGAGCCCGACGGACCCGUUCCAGUCAAAGACAACUGCAACACAGAGGAGAGGCUCACGUCUCUGGUGCGGCGGGCCACCCUGAGGGAGAGCGACCUGGCACCCAAGUACGAGAAGGUCCACAACUUCAAGGUUCAUACGUUCAGAGGUCCCCAUUGGUGCGAGUACUGUGCCAACUUCAUGUGGGGGCUCAUCGCUCAGGGCGUGAAAUGUGCAGAUUGUGGCCUGAACGUUCACAAGCAGUGCUCCAAAGUCGUGCCGAACGACUGUCAGCCAGACCUUCGGCAUGUCAAGAAGGUGUACAGCUGCGACCUGACCACGCUGGUUAAAGCCCACAACACCAAGAGGCCAAUGGUGGUGGACAUGUGCAUACAGGAAAUCGAGGCUCGAGGUCUUCAGUCAGAAGGUCUGUACAGAAUAUCUGGCUUCAGUGAGCUGAUAGAGGAUGUCAAGCUGGCGUUUGAUAGAGAUGGAGAAAAAGCGGACAUUUCCUCAAACGCCUACGAGGACAUAAACAUUAUCACCGGCGCCCUCAAGCUCUACUUCAGAGAGCUGCCCAUUCCCCUCAUCACUUAUGAUGCCUACCCACGAUUUAUAGAAGCUGGAAAAAUUACAGAUUCAGAAAAACGCCUGGAAUCUCUCCAUGAGGCCUUGAAGCUGCUGCCCCCGGCUCACUUGGAGUCGCUGCGAUACCUCAUGGCUCACCUGAAGAGAGUCACCGACUACGAGAAGGAGAACCUCAUGUCCAGCGAGAACCUGGGCAUCGUCUUCGGCCCGACGCUGAUGAGGGCCCCCGAGCUGGACGCCAUGACGGCGCUCAACGACAUCAGAUACCAGAGACUGGUGGUGGAAACGCUCAUUACCAACGAAGACGUCUUGUUCUGAGAGGAAGGGAUGAAAGCAUUCCUUAAAAUGAGGAACAGACUCCGAAAGGAUGCAAGGACGGUGUCAUGAAGAAGAAACGUGCAAGAUCAAAACGCGUCUUGCCAGAAAAAAGAAACG
This is a messenger RNA of Nematolebias whitei (Rio pearlfish), 1605 nucleotides long. RefSeq names its product N-chimaerin. Gene Ontology annotation, biological process: positive regulation of GTPase activity; regulation of small GTPase mediated signal transduction; signal transduction. The record is from RefSeq and is a predicted model, not a curated record. Lineage: Eukaryota; Metazoa; Chordata; Actinopteri; Cyprinodontiformes; Rivulidae. The coding region runs from base 109 to 1488 and encodes 459 amino acids. Gene Ontology annotation, molecular function: GTPase activator activity. The transcript has 15 exons.